Messenger RNA from Rotaria sp. Silwood2, 393 nucleotides. The record is from the annotation of a GenBank genome assembly. Lineage: Eukaryota; Metazoa; Rotifera; Eurotatoria; Philodinida; Philodinidae.
AUGGCAUCAACUAGACAACAAAAACCUUGUGUUGGAUGUCAAAAUGGAGUAGUUACAUGUACUGGAUGUGAAAAGCGCUUCUGUUUUUCUCAUUUUACAGAACAUCGACAAGAACUUGAGAAACGAAUGGAUGAAGUUGUUCACGAGCAUAAUCAGUUGCGAGACGCUCUCAAUCCGCAAGGUACUGCACAUUACCUUCUGUCUCGAAUUGAUAAAUGGGAACAAACAUCAAUUCAGAAGAUUAAAGAUACGGCUGAGCAAGCUCGAACAGAUCUACAAGCAUGCCUUGAUCGUACGAAGCAUCGGCUGACAGAUUCACUUGGCAGCAUGACUGAACAAUUGAAAUCAAGACAAGCAUCAACUGCCUACACCGAAAAAGAACUCGACGGAUGA